Molecule: messenger RNA, 1665 nt
Organism: Hemibagrus wyckioides
Lineage: Eukaryota; Metazoa; Chordata; Actinopteri; Siluriformes; Bagridae
Gene: ppm1ka
Product: protein phosphatase, Mg2+/Mn2+ dependent 1Ka
Exons: 7
Coding region: 194-1309 (371 amino acids)
Biological process (GO): protein dephosphorylation
Molecular function (GO): cation binding; protein serine/threonine phosphatase activity
Source: RefSeq, a predicted model, not a curated record
UUUUGGUUCAUGAUUGGUUGUUCGGUGUGAAAUAUGUAAAUAAGUCAUAUGCAAUGUCGACUGUGCUCACAUACACACAGACACACACACGCCGGCUCGGGGAGCUCGUGCAGGGGGUGUAACCGUACGGAGAGAAUUAAAUGUAAAAAUCAACAGGGGUGACAAAACAGCACUCGUUACUUUCUCUUCUAAAAUGUCUCUCUCUGCCAUCACCUUCUCCUUUCUUCUACGCCGCUCAUUCUCCUCGGUUAGCAGGAGUCCUAGCGUGCGUUCGGGCCGGUGUGUGUGUGCAUGCGGGUCGGCGGUGCCCGGUGUCCGCUGGUACGCCGCUGCUCGUUUGGAUGCGGACGGAAGCGGGCAGCCAGCCACAUGGGACUCGUUUGGGAUUUGGGACAACCGUAUCGAGGCGCCCAUUCUACUGCCACCCAGCAUACGCUACGGUAAACCGAUCCCACGCAUAAGCCUGGACCACGUGGGCUCGGCCUCGCAGAUCGGCCGUCGUCGUGACAAUGAGGAUCGGCUGCGUGUAGCUGAGCUCACACCCUCCACGCUUUACUUUGCUCUGUUUGACGGACAUGGGGGCGCACAAGCGGCUGACUUCUGCUACACACACAUGGAGCGCUACAUUAGGAAGGGUCUGGAGAAAGAGUGGGAUCUAGAACAGGUGUUAACAAAAGCCUUCCUACAGGUAGACGCUGCCCUGGCCUCUGAGAUGCAGAUGUAUGGCAACGCCUCUCUGAUGACAGCGGGCACUACGGCAACAGUGGCUUUGCUAAGAGAUGGGAUAGAGCUGGUGGUCGGGAGUGUCGGGGACAGUCGUGCCAUGCUGUGCAGGAAGGGUGAAGUGUACACACUCACCAGCGACCAUACGCCUGAGAGAAAGGACGAAAAACAAAGAAUACGCAAGUGUGGAGGUUUCGUAACAUGGAACAGUCUCGGUCAAGCGAACGUGAACAGCCGGCUGGCCAUGACACGCAGCAUUGGAGAUUUUGACCUAAAGCAAAGUGGCGUUAUCGCAGAACCCGAGACCACUCACGUUACAGUUCAGCAUUCUGACGACUCGUUUCUGGCCCUGACUACAGAUGGCAUAAACUUCAUCAUGAGCAACCAGGAAAUCUGUGACGUCAUCAGCCAGUGCCACGAUCCCACGGAGGCGGCCCACAUCAUCACCGAGCAGGCUCUGCAGUACGGCUCUGAUGACAACAGCUCGGUCAUCGUGGUUCCUUUUGGAGCAUGGGGAAAGCAGCAGAAUUCCCAGUACAGCUAUUCCAUGAGCCGAAACUUCGCCUGUAGUGGACGCUGGGCCUGAAACCUCACAACCUAUAAAGCUGGAAUGUGUUAUGUAACAUAGUGUAGUUUUAAAGCUACAUAUCAAAGUAUUUUUUUGCAGAUGAUAAUUGACAUCGUUCUUGUGUAUAUUCGAGUAUCAUAUUUUUAUACCCUAUGAUAUUUUCCCCUUGUAUAUAUUUUCGGAAAAAUUUGCUACAUUAGCAAUUUGAAUAUUAUUUUUGUGACAGCUACUAUAGUGGCGAUUUAAAAACCUUUUCAGAUACAUGGCCUUCUUACAGGGUAUAAAUCCUCUGAAUCAUGAGCUCCACUGAUCCAGUAAACACAGUCCUUAUCUAAACAAAUGGAGAAAUAUAAUAAACAAUGAGAAUGUGAAUA